CCCCACCUUCCCAGUCCGUCUAUCGCUCAACGGGCGAGGCAAGCCACCCCGCGCCGGGCUGUCUCUUUGGAGGGGCAUUCUUGACGGCUUCGUUCCUACGAUAUUACCGUAUCCCGGGAUUUUGUGCAUCAAGAUAGACUUUUUUUUCUUAAUCUUCAGAACACGGACUCGAUAAGAAAGAGAUAGGUAGACAGACAAAACGCCUGAGCACAUUCAGCCCUCCCUCCUCGAAUCACGUAUACAAACAACUUUACCCAUCGAGUCGAAAACCUUGAGCCAUGUCCAAGCCCAAGGUCCUCCAGCUGGGCGAGAUCGAGCACGCUUACGAGGCAUGGGCUCGUCUCGGUCAGGUCGCGGACAUCGUCAAACCCAAGGCGACAAACCGCGCCGAGUUCCUCGACGAAUGCAGGUCGGGCGCCCUCGACGGCGUCAAGGCUAUUUACCGGACUUUUGCGAGCGUUAAGACCACGGGCCGCAUCGACGCCGAACUGGUCGCCGCGCUGCCCGAGAGCGUGGGCUUCAUCUGCCACAAUGGCGCCGGCUAUGACCAGAUCGACGUGCCGGCCUGCACCCCGCGCAUCCUCGUCUCCAACACCCCGACCGCCGUCGAUGACGCCACGGCCGACAUCACCAUCUGGCUCAUGCUCGGCGCCCUGCGCAACCUCAACGCCUCCGUCCUGUCCAUCCGAGGCCGCCGCUGGCGCGGGAACCCGCCCCCGCCCCUCGGCCGCGACCCGCAGGGCAAGGUCCUCGGCAUCCUCGGCAUGGGCGGCAUCGGCCGCAACGUCGCCAAGAAGGCCGCCGCCUUCGGCAUGUCGGUGCGUUACUUCAACCGCACCCGCCUCGACGCCGCCCUCGAGGCCGAGUGCGGCGCCGAGUACGUCGACUUCGAGACGCUGCUCCGAGAGAGCGACGUCAUCUCCCUCAACCUGCCGUUGAACGCCCAGACACGACACACAAUCUCCCACGCACAAUUCGCCCUCAUGAAACCCGGCGUCGUCAUCGUCAACACGGCGCGCGGCGCCGUCAUCGACGAGGCCGCCCUCGUCGACGCCCUCGCCUCGGGCCGCGUCGCCAGCGCGGGCCUCGACGUCUUCGAGAAUGAGCCCGACGUCCACCCAGGCCUGCUCGACAACCCCAACGUGCUCAUCGUCCCGCACAUGGGCACCUGGACCGUCGAGACGAGCGUCAAGAUGGAGGAGUGGGCCAUCGCCAACGCGAGGCGCGCCGUCGAGGAGGGCCGCCUGAACAAUGUCGUCGUCGAGCAGAAAGGGCUGGUGCAGGAGUGAGGGAGGACCGAUUGAUAUCCAGGGCUUGGGGUUUGGAAAGGAGAGAGAGAUAGAGAGAGAGAGCCCGCGUUGGACAAUUCUCGGUAGGCAAGGCACGUACUGAGUCUCGGUCAUCUUUGAUGCCUUAGUCGGUUCGGCAGUCUAACCAUGGCCUCGAACCCACGGGGUUGGAAGCAAUCAACACAAUGAAUCUAACAAGCGGCUCUGCGUGAGACUGUGUAGACAAGACAGCAACUAUCAAGGACGUUGAGGACUUGGCCGGACCCAUCCAUUCGAGUCCGGCCACGCACAAGGAUCAACAUACAUAGCUCAAGACUCGGUUGUUCGCGACGUCAACCGGCACCUCUGCGGCCACACACACAGGUCUUAACUGCAAAUGUCAUUUGGCCAUGCAACCAUGGCCGGUCAUCAUACCAGGCCUAGAUUCGGAAUCACGUUUAUCAAAAGUCACAUCAAUAAUCACUGGGCAGAGGAAUAUUUGCUCAGGACGCAUAUAUUUGUUUAUGCGGACCACGGUUGACGGGUCCUAAUCCUCGAGUUGAUCUACUCGUUACCCCUAUUUCCCAUUUCCGGGGGUUGAGUCCCUUUUUGAUUGUCCCGCUCCCAUUAAGUCGGGCCGACGUAGAAGAGAAAGAAAAAAGGACGACGCAAAAAUACAAAAUGCCAUGGUCUGGGGAAUCACUAUUCACAAGCCAACGCCUAUUUUUUGUUGAAAAAUCUCGCAGCCAGGCAAACCCCCAAGCUCUUUUGAGUUUCCAGCCCGUAACCGCCCCCAGCCGAGAUUCCCUUUCC
Molecule: messenger RNA, 2081 nt
Organism: Colletotrichum destructivum
Lineage: Eukaryota; Fungi; Ascomycota; Sordariomycetes; Glomerellales; Glomerellaceae
Product: Putative D-isomer specific 2-hydroxyacid dehydrogenase, catalytic domain-containing protein
Exons: 5
Coding region: 279-1289 (336 amino acids)
Molecular function (GO): NAD binding; oxidoreductase activity, acting on the CH-OH group of donors, NAD or NADP as acceptor
Source: RefSeq, a predicted model, not a curated record